Galdieria sulphuraria is the source of this 376-nucleotide messenger RNA. RefSeq lists its product as uncharacterized. Bases 118 to 336 code for a protein of 72 amino acids. The record is from RefSeq and is a predicted model, not a curated record. NCBI's taxonomy places the organism in Eukaryota, Rhodophyta, Bangiophyceae, Galdieriales, Galdieriaceae. The transcript has 2 exons.
GCCGAUUGAAAAUGGGCCCGCGCAAUUUUGAUUAGAAAAUUGUCAUUAUGGGUGUGGGGUGGGAAAGAAUGGGUAAAUUGGGAAUGGGAGAGAGUGGGGAAAUUACCAAGGGGGAAAAUGGGUAGGGGGAAAGGGGCCAAUUGGGGCCAACCCCAAGGUGAUCGUGAUUUGAAAUUGCCAUUGUGGUGGGCUGGGGAAGAAUGGGCCCAUUUAGAGAUGGAAGGGGAAAUUGCGAUGGGGGAAAAUGGUUGGGGGAAAGGGGGAAGAAUGGGUAAAUUAGAAAUGGGGGCAUUUAAAAUUGAGGACAGUGUGCAAAGAGAACUGAGUGUGAAUUGAAAGUCUUGGGAGAAUCCAUACAGGAAGAGUGUUUGAAAAA